UUCAAUAAAAUAUGUAUGUUGUUUUGUGUAAAAUUUAAUAUUUUUAUUGGACAGAAUGGAUUAUAUGGAAAGGGAACUUAUUUAUCCAGUGAACUUAGUGUUUCUCUCAUUUACAGUCCAAUGGGUAAUAGUUGGAGACAUAGUAUAUUUGGAUCACAGUUAAGUUGUGUAGCACUUUGUGAAAUAAUUGAUCAUCCAGAUGUUAAAUGCAAGGGUAAAGGAACAUAUGGAAAUUGUCAACAAUCUUCACCAGAUAGUCUAGCAGGUGACAUUCCUGAUAAAUAUUAUCUUGUACAGAAUAAUGACCUGGUACGCAUACGUUAUCUUCUUGUAUAUAGUAACAGUUCUAGGAGUGAAAACAGGAUUAGAGUUCCUAAAUGGUGGUGGAAGUAUCGUUUCACUAUUCUGAUGCUAAGUUAUGUUGUUAUUUUAAUAGGAAUUAGUCUGUCAUCAUCCAGAGCAUUGCAGCAAUUUUUAUGGAAACAUUUUUAAUAGCUUAUAAAUAUAAUAUGCAGUCUUCCAAUUGUGCCUCUUGAAUAUAUUUUUAUUAUUGAAUUAUAUAUAAAUAAUUUUUAUAUAGAUUUAAAAAAAUAAGAAAAAUGUGUAAGAAUAUUUAAUUAUUUUUGCUGCAAUUUUUACAAAAAUUGCUUUGCCGAUUAUAUAAAUGUUUGUUAAAAAUUAGCUAUUAAAAGUCACAAUAAAAAUCAGUAUUACA
Messenger RNA from Centruroides sculpturatus (bark scorpion), 715 nucleotides. RefSeq names its product mono [ADP-ribose] polymerase PARP16-like. Gene Ontology annotation, cellular component: endoplasmic reticulum tubular network; membrane; nuclear envelope. Gene Ontology annotation, molecular function: NAD+ poly-ADP-ribosyltransferase activity; kinase binding; protein serine/threonine kinase activator activity. Gene Ontology annotation, biological process: endoplasmic reticulum unfolded protein response. The record is from RefSeq and is a predicted model, not a curated record. The transcript has 3 exons. NCBI's taxonomy places the organism in Eukaryota, Metazoa, Arthropoda, Arachnida, Scorpiones, Buthidae. The coding region runs from base 16 to 492 and encodes 158 amino acids.